Kazachstania africana CBS 2517 is the source of this 1620-nucleotide messenger RNA. RefSeq lists its product as uncharacterized. Lineage: Eukaryota; Fungi; Ascomycota; Saccharomycetes; Saccharomycetales; Saccharomycetaceae. The record is from RefSeq and is a predicted model, not a curated record. The coding region runs from base 1 to 1620 and encodes 539 amino acids. Gene Ontology annotation, cellular component: extracellular region. The transcript has a single exon.
AUGAAGCUCUCUAACAAUGCUCUCUUGGCAUUAGCCGCUCUGAAAUCAGUGCAUGCUGCUUCAAACAGCACUUCCGCAGUCACUACAUCCAGCUCCAUCUCAAAGUCCGCUUCUUCUUCUAGUAGUUCUACAUCUACUUCUGCCAGCUCUAGCUCAUCGGCUUCCUACAGCGAAUACGCGAUGACAGAGGAAGAAAUCACCGAAAUGCUCGAUGAAACAAAUUACUAUAGAUCACUACAUGAGGACACAAACAAUGUCACAUGGUCCGAUACAUUGGCUCUCUACGCUGAAAAAUACGCGUCAGAAUAUACCUGUAGUGGUAGCCUAACUCACUCCGGUGGUGAAUACGGUGAAAAUCUUGCUAUCGGUUACAGUGUCACAGGUGCCGUGGAUGCUUGGUACAAUGAAAUUUCAAAAUAUGACUUCUGUGAUCCGGGUUAUUCCUCCUCUACUGGUCAUUUCACUCAAUUAGUCUGGAGAGACACUACAGAAAUCGGUUGUGCUAUAGUAUACUGUGGUUCUUACUAUGGGAACUACAUUGUCUGUGAAUAUAACCCAGCAGGAAACUACAUUGGUGAAUUUGCUGAAGAAGUAGGUAAUUUGAAGGAUUCCACUUUAACUUGUUCAAGUUCUUCUUCUUCCGCUUCUUCUACUUCUACCACCUCUUCUUCUAUCUCCACCGCUACUUCCACCACCUCUUCUGAUGCCUCCGCUGUCGAUGCUGACUCCAAAUCUACCACUUCAGUAGUUAGCAACGCCUCUACCACCUACACCACAACUGUACCAGUUUCUUCUACAUCUUCUGGUGCUUCCGCCACCGAUGCUGACUCCAAGUCCACCACUUUAGUAAUCAGCAACGCUUCUACCACUUACACCACCACUGUACCAGUUUCUUCUGGCGAUGUCGAUGCCGAUGCCACUGAAAAAUCUACCACUUCAGUAGUCAGUAACGAAUCUACUACUUAUACUACUGUCGUUAAGGUUGAUACUGAAACUACUACGUACUGUCCAGAAUCCGAAACUUCUACUGCAGAUGCCACUGAAAAAUCUACCACUUCAGUAGUCAGUAACGAAUCUACUACUUAUACUACUGUCGUUAAGGUUGAUACUGAAACUACUACAUACUGUCCAGAAUCCGAAACUUCUGUUGCUGGUGCAACUGAGACAACUACCGUCACUGACAAUAAGACCUACACCACCACUGUAUGCGACGCAACUUCUACUUACGUCAGUGAUGAUAUUACCUACACAACUGUUUACUCUACUACCACCGUUGUUGAAUGUACCGAGUGUGCUGAAGCUGCUACUACUUCCAAGAGCACUAUUGUUACUUCUCCAGCUGGUACUGCUGCCACCACAACAGCUGCUUCCAACACCGAGGCUCCUGCUGAAGCUCCUGCUGAGGCUGCUACAACUACUGAGGCUCCUGCUGCUCAAGCCACGUCUGUUGACCAGACUUCUACUAUUACUGAAGUUGAAACCGCUACUACAGUCACUAAGGUUUUAACUUUAUCAUCAUCUUCUUCUACCAACACUGUGCAAGCUUACGAGGGAUCAGCUGCUGUAAUUGAAAUGAGUAGCUCAUUCUUUGCUUUGUUGGUUAUCCCAUUUUUAUUAUAA